GCGUGCUGGACCCGGCCCGGCAGGACCGGCAGGACUGGCAGGCCAGGCCGCAGGCCCGAAGGACUCAUCGUCUUAUCGCUCUCGUCGGCUGCACACCGGGCACGCCGAUAACGGGGGGCGACCUCGCCCAGCCGCUGGCCCCGCCAGCCAGCCGCUCAGUGGCGAGUUUGACGCGGUGCUCGAACUGCAAGGGAAGACGCCCCCGCUCCGCUCUGCCCCCGCGCAGCCCCGCCGUCUGCCUAUUCCGCGACUUCCGGGAACGAAAUCGCGCCGCGCAAUAUCUCGAUAUCUGUAGCGCCACAGCGCCACCUGUCCGAUUUGGCGGGUGCGAGGUGCGGCCAGGUGCGGCCCAGGAUGAGGGGCGCGUCGCCGGCGUCGCCGUGUUGUUGUCCGGACGUCCUUCCCCGAACGGAUGAGUGUGUUGUGGCGGCAUAGUGUGUUGUUGUUGUGGCCGCGGCAUGGCGUACGCGUCGACGGCGUCGCCGCAGAGGACGCCGCGGAGCGAGUGACAGCGGACAGAGGGACGCGCCGCGCAGCACCGCGCAGCACCGCGACACCAGCAGCCCUAGAACCGAGCACCAGCCCGCCCGGAGCAACCCUUCCACCAUGGCGGGACACAGCCGCGCAGGUGCAGGCCGGUGGUCGCCGGCCCGGAUCGCCGCGGCCGUGGUCAUCCUGGCCCUCGCCGCGGGAGGGGCGUCGUCAGCACCCCCCGCGGUCCCCGAGCACACCAGGGCGCCCGCCGCCAUCGCGCACGCCGACCGCGCCAGACAGUGCUGCAGCAGCCCCGAGGCCACCGUGACCCACCGGAAGUGCUCGGACGGGUCUCAGCUGCCGCUGGACUGCGUCCUGUUCCGGCUCAACCCCGCCGUGGAGGAGGACGACGCCUUCGAGCUGAGCGCCGACGGCAAGACCCUCGUCUACUGGAACGAGACCACGCGAGAGUUCUGCGUGCUGAAGGCGGCGGACGGCUCCGUGGAGGCGCUGGUCUGCUUCCACGAGCCGGGCGAGCAGCAGGACGACCCGCGGCCGUCGUGGUGGUUCGACGUGGCGUCCGCGCUGUCCUGGCUGUCCGUGGCCUGCCUGGCGCUCACGCUGCUGGCCCACGUCCUGCUGCCCGACCUGCGCGACCUGCAGGGCCGCUGCCACAUGGGCGCCGUGGCCAGCCUGGCGCUGGGCCUCUUCAUGCUGGCCUUCCUGCAGGCCAUCAACAUGGAGGAGCCGCUCUGCACCAUCAUGGCCUUCCUCGCCUACUACUGGCUGCUCAGCGCCUUCUUCUGGCUCAACAUCACGUCGUUCAACGUGUGGCGGUCCGUCGUGCUGGAGCACAUUCGCUUCCGCGAGCGCACGCUGUUUGCGUGGUACUGCGGGGUGAGCCUGGGCGCGCCCCUGAUCCUCCUGCUGCUUCUGCUCACGGCGCACCUGCUGCCCGAGGGGCAGGCCGACCAAAUACGGCCCGGCUUCGGUGCCAGCAAGUGCUGGUUUCGUGACGACCGCGCCACCUGGCUGUGGUUCUACUGGCCGCUGGCCGUGCUGCUGGGCCUCAACGUCGUCUACUUCGUGUGGACGACGGCGCGCCUGUGGCAGCAGUACGGCGACAGCAACACGUGCCGGCGCAAGCUGCUGCGCCGCCGCUGCCUGCUCUCCCUCAAGCUGUUCCUCAUCAUGGGCAUCAGCUGGAUCUUCGAGCUCAUCUCGUCCGCCGCCGACCUGCCGGGGCACUACGCCUGGUACCUGACGGACUCGUUCAACGCGCUGCAGGGCGUCGUCAUCCUGCUCGUGCUCGUGGUGGUGCGGCGCCGCGUGUGGCGCGCGCUGCACCGCCUGCAGCCCUUCGGCAUCAGCCCGCCGGAGCGCUGGGCCUACCCGAGCCACAUGCGCGACUGCCCGGACACGGCCACCGACACCGAGGACGACGAGGAGGCCGAGGACGCGUCCAGGAGGCACCACGAGCUCAAGGACCUGUCCGCGUCCAACGGCUCCAACGGGCACGCCACGCCCGCUGCGCCCGCCGCCACCAAGGCCGCGAGCUAGGCCAAAGACAAUGUGUUCAGUGAGCAGAACAACGAUGUGCUAAGGGCUGAAGACGGACUGGCGAAAGCCGUACCCACGCCCAAGUGACUUUUCCCCAUUUUGUACUGCUGGCCCAGCGGGCAUCAUUCGCGUACGCGGCCGGCCGUGAGCACAGGAACGGUGCGGCGUUGACAAGCCAACGCCAACAGUGAUUCUCCAAUAAAGACUUCCAUGACCUUCGCA
Thrips palmi is the source of this 2256-nucleotide messenger RNA. RefSeq names its product probable G-protein coupled receptor Mth-like 1. Lineage: Eukaryota; Metazoa; Arthropoda; Insecta; Thysanoptera; Thripidae. The record is from RefSeq and is a predicted model, not a curated record. Bases 607 to 2034 code for a protein of 475 amino acids. Gene Ontology annotation, cellular component: membrane. The transcript is spliced from 7 exons. Gene Ontology annotation, biological process: cell surface receptor signaling pathway; G protein-coupled receptor signaling pathway. Gene Ontology annotation, molecular function: G protein-coupled receptor activity.